UCUCAGAAUCUUAAAAUAUCAGAAUCUCAGAAUCUCAGAAUCUCAGAAUCUCAGAAUCUCAGAAUCUCAGAAUCUCAGAAUCUCAGAAUCUCAGAAUCUCAGAAUCUUAGAAUAUCAGAAUCUCAGAAUCUCAGAAUCUCAAAAUCUCAGAAUCUCAGAAUCUCAGAAUCUCAGAAUCUCAGAAUCUCAGAAUCUCAGAAUCUUAGAAUUUUAGAAUCUCAGAAUCUCAGGAUCUCAAAAUCUCAGAAUCUCAGAAUCUUAGAAUCUCAGAAUCUCAGAAUCUCAAAAUCUCAGAAUCUUAGAAUUUUAGAAUCUCAGAAUCUCAGGAUCUCAAAAUCUCAGAAUCUCAGCAAUCUCAGAAUCUUAGAAUCUCAGAAUCUUAGAAUCUCAGAAUUUCAGAAUGCUCAGAAUCUUAAAAUAUCAGAAUCUCAGAAUCUCAAAAUCUCAGAAUCUCAGAAUCUCAGAAUCUCAGAAUCUCAGAAUCUUAGAAUCUUAGAAUCUCAGAAUCUCAGAAUCUCAAAAUCUCAGAAUCUCAGAAUCUCAGAAUCUUAG
Messenger RNA from Caenorhabditis briggsae, 552 nucleotides. Lineage: Eukaryota; Metazoa; Nematoda; Chromadorea; Rhabditida; Rhabditidae. The transcript has a single exon. The record is from RefSeq and is a predicted model, not a curated record. The annotation marks the transcript as partial.